GAUUUUCCGUCGCGCAAUCACCGCCCUUCGUUGGGAGUGGAACCAUAUACACGUGGAUAUUGUGUUAAUUUACCGAGUUCGGUUGGACUCAGAAUGGGAUAGCAUUUAUAUUUCCUGUUAAUUAUUAUCAAGAAUAAAUAGAGUGGGUUCGCGAAGGUAGAUAGAAGAUGAUAGAUCCAUCUUCAUCUGAAGAAGAUAGUGAAGAAGAACAUGGAACAGGUCACCAUGCUGGGCAUCAUCCUACAACACACCAUCAUCAUCAUCAUUCAUCAGUUCAUUCAUCAGUUCAUCCUCAUACCGAGUCUUCACCAUAUCAUCAAACGCAUACUUCAGAUUUGGGAAGCGGCACAUUGGAAGUACCUGCUCCAAGUGCCACUCGUUCUUUAUCACCAUCCAGUGCCGUAUCUGCUGAAACAAUCAGCCACAGUUUGGGGUCUUCCAGAGCAAAUUCCUUACCCCGACCUACCAGUCCGUCGCCUUCAGUUGCCUCAGAAAAAACCGAGGUAGAUCUUCAGGAAAAGCAAGAACGAGAAGAGGAAGAACGGAAAAGAAGAAUACAACUUUAUGUUUUUAUAUCGAGGUGUAUAGCAUAUCCGUUCAACGCUAAACAGCCUACUGACAUGACUAGACGACAAACCAAAAUAACAAAACACCAGUUAGAAAGUAUUGUUAAUAGGUUUCAAAGUUUUUUAAAGGGGGAAACGCAAAUAAUGGCCGACGAAGCCUUUCAGAACGCUGUACAGAAUUAUUACGAUGUUUUUUUGAAAUCUGAGAGGGUCGUCAAAAUGGUCCAAUCUGGUGCUUGUUCGCAAUAUGAUUUUAGAGAAGUUUUUAGAAAUAAUAUAGAAAAACGAGUCAGAUCUUUACCUGAAAUGGAAGGAUUAAGUAAAGAGACUGUGUUCACAUCCUGGAUGGCUAAAUUUGACUGCAUUCUAAAAGUUACAGACGAAGACUCGAAAAGACCAUCCAGAAUGCAGCAAAAUUUAAAUUCAGAACUUAUUUUAUCUAAAGAACAGUUAUACGACAUGUUUCAACAAAUUCUUGGGGUCAAAAAAUUUGAACAUCAGCUGCUCUUUAACGCCCUAUUGCUUGAUUCAGCUGAUGAACAAGCAGCAGCAAUCAGAAGGGAGUUAGAUGGCAGAAUGCAAAAAGUAGCAGAAAUGGAAAAGAAUCGAAAGUUAAUGCCUAAGUUUGUGUUGAAAGAAAUGGAGUCCCUUUAUAUAGAAGAGUUGAAAUCGUCCAUAAACUUAUUGAUGGCGAAUUUGGAGUCACUACCAGUAUCAAAAGGAUCGAUGGAUUCCAAAUAUGGUUUACAAAAACUAAAACGCUAUAAUCACAGGUUGCAUAACCAUAAUAAUCCAUAUAAUGUGAAGCACAUUUUGAUGAAUUAUGUUACUUCUUUUAGAUCGCAAGGAUCUUUAGCAAAGCUAGAGGGGGAUUCCGCAGAUAGUGACACCCAGUUAACAAAACUCGAUGUGGUUUUAACAUUUCAACUAGAGGUAAUAGUAAUGGAAGUGAGAGGUUUAAAAUCAUUAUCACCAAAUCGAAUUGUUUAUUGUACUAUGGAAGUAGAAAAUGGUGAAAAGCUGCAAACUGACCAAGCAGAGGCCUCCAAACCCAUGUGGGAUACGCAAGGCGAUUUUUGUACUACACACCCAUUACCGAUUGUUAAAGUUAAGUUAUAUACAGAAAAUCCUGGAAUGUUGGCGUUGGAAGAUAAAGAGUUGGGGAAAGUUAUUUUGAAGCCUACUCCACUUUCCUCAAAGGCACCGGAGUGGCAUAAGAUGACUGUACCCAAAAACUUACCGGAUCAAGAUUUGAAAAUAAAAAUAGCGUGUCGAAUGGAUAAACCGUUAAACAUGAAACAUUGUGGCUAUCUGUAUGCGAUAGGAAAAAGUGUAUGGAAGAAAUGGAAGAAACGAUAUUAUGUCCUUGUUCAAGUUUCUCAAUACACAUUUGCAAUGUGUAGUUACAAAGAGAAAAAAUCCGAACCUUCCGAAAUGAUGCAGCUGGAUGGUUACACAGUGGAUUACAUCGAAGCUUCUAGCGCUAACUUGAUGGUCGGAAUGGGUAAGCACUUGGAAGGAGGUAGAUAUUUCUUUAAUGCCGUUAAAGAAGGAGACAGUAUAAUAUAUGCUAGCGAUGAUGAGAAUGAAUGUCAUCUAUGGGUAAUGGCAAUGUACAGAGCAACUGGACAGUCGCAUAAACCAACACCUCCUCUUACUCUUCAAGAUAAAAACUCCACAAUAUCGAAAAUUCAAGGGGAUGCCGAUAGAGCAAGAAAACAUGGAAUGGAAGAUUUUAUUUCUGCUGAUCCUUGCCAAUUUGAUCAUGCUUCUCUAUUUAGAUUAUUACAAAAUCUCACACUGGAAUAUAGGCUAAACGAUCCGUACUGUUCAUUGGGAUGGUUUAGCCCAGGUCAGGUUUUCGUUCUAGAUGAAUACUGCGCCAGAUAUGGUGUACGAGGAUGUUAUAGACACCUGUGUUACUUAUCUGACUUAUUAGAUAGAGCCGAGAAGAAUUUAAUGAUAGACCCUACCUUGAUCCAUUAUAGUUUCGCGUUUUGCGCAAGUCAUGUUCAUGGAAACAGUAAUAACUUUAGACCGGAUGGAGUUGGGAGCGUCACUCACGAAGAAAAAGAAAAAUUUCAAGAUGUAAAAGAGCGCUUACGUGUUUUAUUAGAGAAUCAAAUUACAAAUUUUAGGUUUUGUUUUCCUUUCGGACGUCCGGAAGGGGCUUUAAAGGCGACUCUUUCAUUGCUGGAAAGGGUUUUAAUGAAAGAUAUUGUCACACCAGUGCCUCCAGAAGAAGUUCGCGGUAUGAUUAAGAAAUGCUUAGAAACUGCUGCCUUAGUAAAUUACACUAGGUUAUCAUCUGAAGCUAAAAUUGAAGAUGAUUUAAGGGGCGAGACCAUAGUCUCUCCAAGUAAGAAACUCGAUGACUUAAUACAUUUGGCUGAACUUUGUGUAGACUUACUCCAGCAAAACGAGGAGCAUUAUGCAGAGCAACUGCGCAAGGCAGACCGGCAACCGUCAAGUCAAGCAGCCUCAGCGGGCGCAAAUACAAAUACUCAGCCAGUAGCGCCCGCUCCAGGCACCCCUGGUGGCCGUGACGCCAAGCACCCUUCUGUGUCUCGCUAUUGCAUGCCUCAGCAUGCUAGUUACACCCCACCAGAUCCUACGGCCUUUGCGUGGUUUAGCGACUUAUUGGUUGAACACGCUGAAAUAUUUUGGUCUUUGUUUGCUGUUGAUAUGGACAGAGUAUUAGCCGAACAACCAGUAGACACUUGGGAUUCUUUUCCACUGUUUCAAAUCCUCAACGACUAUCUUAGAGCUGACGACAACUUGAAAAAUGGACGAUUUCAUCAACAUUUAAGAGAUACUUUUGCCCCGUUAGUAGUUAGAUACGUGGAUCUCAUGGAAUCUUCGAUUGCUCAAUCUAUCCACAAAGGUUUUGAGAAGGAACGGUGGGAAAUUAAAGGUAUGGGAUGUGCAACAUCAGAAGAUCUAUUUUGGAAACUUGAUGCACUUCAAUCGUUCAUAAGGGACCUACAUUGGCCUGAUGCAGAGUUUAGACAACAUUUAGAGCAACGACUGAAGCUGAUGGCUUGUGAUAUGAUGGAGUCCUGCAUACAAAGAACUGAAUCUGCCUUCCAACAGUGGUUGAAGAAAUCUGUUACUUUUAUUUCCACCGAUUAUAUUAUACCAUCUGAAAUGUGUGCAAUGGUGAACGUUAUUUUGGACGCAAAAAAUCAGUCUUUGAAGUUAUGUGCAGUAGAUGGAAUUGACUUGCAUCAAUAUCAUACCAAGAUCGAUGACAUGAUAGAAAAAACAAAUGCCAACAUGGUUCAAGGAUUGAUAAGUAAAAUGAUGUCAGUUUUAGAAGCAACAUUGUCUAAAUUAUCUAGGUACGAUGAAGGCAGUCUCAUAGGAUCAAUUUUAAGUUUCACGAAUGUUUCCGGGUCGGGCAAAGAUAUGGGACAAGGUUAUGUAAAUUUCACAAGGAAUUGCAUGGACCAAAUUCGACAAAAAAUUACAGAUGAACUGUGGAUUCUAACAUUCUUCGAACAGUGGUAUACAAGCCAAAUUAAUAUGUUAUGUAAUUGGUUGUCUGAAAGAUUGGAUCAUACUUUGCACCCUUACCAAUGUACGUGCCUUGCUCAUAUCAUAAAGAAAAUAUAUUCAGACUUUGAACUUCAAGGCGUUAUGGAAGAUAAAUUGAAUUCUAAAGCUUAUCAGACAAUAGCUCAAAGAAUGCAAACAGAAGAAGCUACAUGUGCACUUACUAUGGGUCAGGCCGAAAGUGGAAUGGAUGGAAUCGAUGAAGACGGCGAGAACAGAAACAAAACGAAAGUGACAAUAAUGGAAAGCUUAAGUGGAGAAGAUGGAAACUUCGUGUCCAACGUAGGAACUAUGAUAGGUGGGAAAGUGGGAAAUAUAUUUGGUAAAGGGCUAGGUGGAAUUGGAUCAAAAUUAGGAGGAGGAACAGGCAGUUGGUUUUAAAAAUUCGAGUUAUCAUACGAUAUAGCUUUUAUUUUAUUUCUUUUUAAUAUUUUAUAUGACUAUUUGGCCUCAAUAGGGUCUUCUUUUGUAUAAAAUAUACGUAACCUAAAUUUUGUAAAUGAUAUUUUUCAAUUUAUGGUUACAAAUAACAUUAAGUGUAGUUUACUUAAUAAACCGUUAUUAAAUAUAGUAGAACCUCUAAACAGCGGUCACUAAAAGUAGUACGACCCUCAACUCUAAGUUCAAAAAUACAUUGAAAAAAAAUAGGUGGGGAUAAUAAGUUGAUUAGUCCAAUGCCUAAGGAAACAUCUCCAUAUAAUAAAAAUAAUUGACACGUCCUUUCAUAGCAAGGACAAAACGAAAUAUCACUAGCAACUUUUUGCUUAUAAAAUAUUGGAAGAUUUACGAGCCGUAACGAAAUCUUCUCCUUUAUGUUCAUUAUAGACACUCUUGAGUUUGUAGGAUAUUUAGUACUAUUAACUGAUCCUUUAAAAGUUAGAGAGCUAUACACAAUUUCUUUGAUUAGAUGAUCAACCCACUAGUUAAGGUCCCAAAAGAGUACUCCAAAGCAGUUGACCAAAAAAGAGGUUCUACUGUAAUUUCAAAACAGUUGAACUGUAUCCCAUCUGAAAAAUAAAUACAAUGUCCAUAACAAUGAGUACUAAGGGACCACAGAUCUUGUUUGAACUUGAAUAAAGGAUUUAAAAAAAAGAAAACUUCAAAAAAUUGUUUUGUAAAUACUGGCAAAAAUAAACAUAUUUGACGAUUCCUCAAGUGUUUUGAAAUUAAAUUGUAAAUUCAGCAAAAUAACUCGAUUUGUUAGAAAUAUAUUCAUUUGCUAGCUUUCUUGGUGGGUUGCCAUAGAAUUAAGAAAUAUUGUGAUUUUGAUAAAUAAAUAGACUCUGCACAAAGAAUAGGCAACUCUGACAAUUUGAGAUUUACAUCUAAUAUACAGAUAUAUUUAUUUCUAUGGAUAUUCAACAAAUUAUGAAGUUAUAAUUAAUAUUGCACUGGAUAUCAUUUAUUUUUUAAAUGUGUAAGUAUGUAUCUGAUUCAGAAUUCAGAGGGUUCAAAAAGUUGUGUGUCGUUUGUAUUGAAAGUUUAUAGAUUACAACUUAGAACCUUAAAACAACAAAUGAUCAAAUUUGAAGAAAUUGACAAAAUAGUGUUUAUAUCGAUUGAAGUGCUCGGACUAGUCAUUGUUACAUUUCUUUUGUUAUUUUACCAAAAUGGUUAAUAUAGGUUAAGAUGAAGAUGGAACUUCUCCAUGAAAAACAUUUAAUAUAGAAGAAAUAUUGAAAUCAUUAUUAGAGGAAUGAGAAUAAAAAGCAGAACUAGAACUAGCAAAAGUAGGAAGACCUAAAAACAAUAUAAAAAUAUGUUGAAUAAAAAUUCACGGUAUAUGUAGAAAUAAGCAAUAUUUUAGAAAACUACAAGUCUGAAUAGAAUAGCUCAUACUGAAUCAUGAAGGGUGAUCCAGCCAUAAUGCACAAAAAGUUUUUGGAGAAUUAUCUCAAUUUGAUCUAUUAUUACAGAAGGAUCUGUCACAAAAAAUGUGUUGAGUAUCGUUAAUGUGUCAAAUUUUCUCAUCCUUCAGAUCUUAAACUAUUCUUGACAGUUUGAUGUAAAUUGACAACGCUACAAUGUGAGUUAACACGCCAUUGAAUUUUUCGCGCAAAAGAAUCAUCGUUUUGUUCACUGUCCCAAAUAACGCCCUCCUGCUGGAACCACUUAUCGUCCAGCCCUGUAUCUGUAAUUUCUGAUUACAAAAAGCCAGUUAUCAUAGUCCAGCCCAUAAACUCCUCCAAAAAAAUUGCCAGUAAGUUUCAACUCGUAGGUCAGUUGAACCUUGUCGGUAUAAAUAUAAGACUUUAUUCGCAAUCCGCAUCAGUGAGACCUUCAAGUAUUGAGUAGGAUAGCGAGUUCAGCUGGAGCAAUGUUUUUUGCAGAAUGAACUAGGUGACCAUGAACAGGUGUUUUUCCAUCUUCUCCAAUUCCGAUCGAAUAAAAGUUACCACAAUUCUCCCGAGUAUGAACACAUUUGAUCGAUGAUGCUAAACAAAAAAUUCAAUAGCUGCGUUUCGAUUUAGAAGUCCAUUUUUAUAAAAACCUACAACAAUCUUAAAGCGCUGCUCAAUUGUGUAGCUCUCCAUGAUAGAUAGCAUUUGUCAAAGAGUAAAACAAAGAACUAUCGAACGAAGUUGGACAAAAAGUUGACGCAAAGGUAUAACUCAGAUUUAACAUCGUGCAUUAUGGUUGGACAAACCUUAUUUUAAAAUAACAUGAUAAUGAACCUAAUGGAUAUGACCGGCUAAUUUAUUUACUACUCGCCGAAGUGUAGGCUCGUUAUCCAAUAAAAAAGCCUUGUGUCAUCAUAGUUUCUAGUGGUCUAGCUGUAAGUAUACUACAGCUAGUUGAGAAAGAAUAAUAAGGUUCAUUUACACGGAGUGAGUUAGCCGUUAAUCGCUGAGUACUCACUAAUGAACCUAAGAAAAAUCAUAGGGAAAAUAAAUCUAAAAAGGUGAAGGCUCCACGUCAAGCAAAAUUUGGCAAAGUUAAGUGUUACACCAUCAAGAUAUGUGCAAAACACACAUAAAUAAGUAAAGCACUUAAUUGCAAAUAUCCUUUAGGAUAAUGACGAAACGAGCUUUAGUUUAAAAUUACGCCGUCCGUAAAAAUUAUUCUGUUUUGUUUCUUUUCGAUCACUUUUCUUUAGGAUAUUUUUACUCCAAGUGCGUUAUAUUACAGGGACUAAUGAGCAAUAAACUGAUCAAAAAUUUUCACUAAACGUCUAAUCUCUCACGUAAUAGAUUACUAAAUGCAAACACAUAUUCAAUAAGCCAAAAUUUGACUGUCGUUUCUAAAAAACUAUGAAAAUAUCUUCAAAAUUAUUAUAAUCUAUCUAUCUCUUUUAUUUAUAUGCUAGAUAAAAGGAUAUCUCGGCCAAAUAUUUAGAAAUAAUCCCAAUUUUACAUAUCAUCAAGUGUUCUCAGACACCGAUGUUUUCAAAUAUCUUGUAAGACACAAGAAUAUCCAUUCACUUAAUACAUAAGAAACCGCUUCAUAAAUUUAUAAUUAAUAAUGAAAGAUAAUGAGUUUCUAAGUGGUAUCAGACUAAAUAUAUUUUAAUAACUAGACAGGAUGUACAACAUCUAAGAGUAUACACAAUUAUCUCUUAGAGGUGUACUUGAGAUAUUCCUCGUAUAUUAACCAACACCAACUUAGAAGAAGCAUGAGUAACCAGCUCAACUGCUGAAAAAUAAAAAAUUAGAAUACUAAAUUUGCAAACAAAAUCAUUAUAAUUAAUUUUGAUAUCGACAGAUUUCAUUCGAAUUCCUAAUCAUUGACUAAUAGUUUAGUACUUGAAGUUUUUAGAAAGCAAGACAAAUUGCUGAUUGGAAUUUUGAACCUAUUUUCACGUUUAUUCUUGAAGUUGUAAGAUCGUUCAGAAGCCCAGUAAGUUAACUACUACAGUCUUACUGGUCACAAAUACUUUUUCGAUUGAUAUUUGUUAAUUAUAUAAUAUAAUAAAGAAUAUCUACAGUAUUUUGUAGUGCUAAAAGUGAAAAUAACAGAAAUAAAUAUUAAAUUCACUGUUAUGCGUUUCCAAAUCCAGUAUUCACAAUAUUAUGUUAUCAAUAUGUAUUAUAUGUAGCUUGUAUUUAGAAAUACAUUUCAGAUCCUUUGCCAGUGAUAAAUUUUUUAAGCAAUACGAAAUGUUAGCCGUAAUAUCCAUAAAUUAUUCUAUAUUCCGGGUAAUACAUGUAAAUGUUUUGGAUUAGCUCUCUGUUAUUUUUGCAACAAAUAAAAAACAUCAUUACAUUUAUAAUAAUUUUGGGAGUCCCAUAGUUCCUUCAAACAUAUUAAAUGCUGGGAACAUAAGUGGUGUAAUCAAAUACUAGCACUACUUUUAAGUCGACAUAAAUAUGACGUCAACACGCUGGGUACCUAUCAUCUUUUGGAACAAGUUAUCAAUAUGAUGUAUAUGGUUCAAGACAUCAUUAUCACUGGCCAAAAUUAGGGGUGUAAUUUCGGAAUGCAAGCAUAAUAUGAAUAGUUUAUGCAGAAAAGUAUCGAUACAUAUAUUCUAAAUAUUAAGUGAAUAUUUGUAGUUAAAAUGGAUUAUUGAAGGUAUAAAAUUAUAACAGUUUCAAUAAUAUUCAUGAAUAGAAUAACUUCUAUAUACAUAUUCAUUCGAACUUAUUUUAUUCAAUAUAUUUAUCCAGUGCAAACUUGUCUAUGGGAUUGUUCAUGUUCUAUCCAAAUAAUAAUAUAUCUAGUUAUUGCAUACCUUGUUAUGAAAUAGAUUGAUAGAAAAUCAGUUAUUAGGUGCAAACAUGUUAAACAGAACUGCAUAAGUGACUAGAUACUGUUUUAAUGAAUUUUGAGGUUAAGAUUCAUUCUCAUUUUAAGUAAAACAUUUUUUAAAGAUGGUCCGAAUUUUUUUUAACACUGUUUCACACUGAAGUGGUUCUGUUCAGUAUUUUUGUCGCAAAUGGCUUUCCAAUCCGUUUCUUGGAUAGUCUAUAUAUAAAAUAAAUUUAUUACUUUCGUUGUAUUGCUUAGAGCUGUAUCGUAUUACUUACUAUAAGACAGAGCUGACAAAGUAAGCAUAACUGGUUUUACUUAAAGAUUUCGUAUGAAUAAUGAAUGAGAUUAAUAUUAAUUAAAUGGAUAAUACAUUUGAUUUAUCAUUUUCCAAAUAAACUGCAAAUGUUAUGUUCUUUAUCUUUUUAUAACAAAUAAAAUAUAAUUAAUAUAUAAGUCAGUCAACUAUAACAGUUUUCUAAAAGUUGUUAGGUAUAUUACAUAUCUACCUACUAUUUUCCCUUCUAUUCUAUAAAGCAAAUUAUUCCGACUUCUAGUUAGUAUACUGAUAAAAUUUGGAUACUAUAACAUCUAAUUGAAAUAGAUUUAUAAUAAAAAGUUACUUAUGAAAAUAAAAAUGACUUGAAAUAUCAUAUGAUAAAGUCUUUUCCUUGUAAAAGUUUUCGUUUAAAUGAAUAAAUUCGAUAACAUAUAGAAUCAGGAGAACGUUACCUUUAUACAACAUUCCUAACCAAUAAUUCCUAAUUAUACGGAAGACUUUUCGGAAAUUAUGGUCCUGGGUUAGAUCACACAUCAGCUCAUUACGGGUCCUAACCCAUAAGGAAAUUCUUAACACAGUUUCCGAACGUUGCGUUUUCACAGAAACCUUUGAUUUUUAUUACUUGAGGCAUGAAUUUACAACUGGAUAUUAAACUGAAGUCUAAACUAUGAAUUAAACUCUAGUUCAAACCAAAAAUAAAGUUGCUCUAUUUUAGAGGCCACAGUGGAAUCCAGAUGUUUUUAACAGCGGUAAUUUAAUCUAACUUUUCCGAUAGAACAAAAAAUCUGCUUGUAUUAAUUCUUAAUUUAAAUUUUUUAUGAAAAGGUGUAUGAAUAUUUAUAAACGAAAAUGAACUGAAAACUUCUCCAACUUUUUGAACAAAUACAAUGAAUCGAAUGCAAAAAAGCGAUUCAUUGACCUGGAAGAGAAGAGAAAAAGAUUUGAAGUAGUGAGUCAAUUCACUUCGAUAUAACAACGAAUUGAAAAAAUAAGUGGAGCAAUUUAAAAUAAAUCACCUGUAAAAUUUUGCAGUUGAAAACCAAAAUUUUUACAAAAUUGGUGGAGGACCGCCUUACCCUCUCUUAUAAGUGCGAUAGAUGAGGAAAUCGUAUAAGUCAGUGAAAGAUUUGAAGUUGUUGUUACAGGUAAUACGGCGAAUGUAACAUCUUCAUAACCUAUUUAAGGCAGUAAAUAUUGAGUUUCAACUCUUUACUUGACAUGAUAUCGUAAAAACGUAAACGAUUUGGAAAAGCUAGGAUAGAGUUCUCAGUUUCUUAUUAAACCACCCCUGAAUCGUCGGUUAGGUUUAAACCGAAGUUUGUCAAUAAACGCCAUCUAUAAAACACCUAUAAAAGUCGAUAUCUGUUGUUUAAGCUGACGUUUAAGGUCUAAAGGUUUAAACUAAACAAAAAAUUCUAAAAUUGCGCUUUAAUUUCGUGUGUUAAUUUUUCUAUAUUUCACGUUUAUUUUCCUAUAUUAUUUCUGUGAUUAUGGACUUUUAUUUAUUAUCAUUGAGCCGUCAUUAGAGAUUUGCCCACUCACACCGAUAAGCUUUAUAUUGGAAAAUCCAAAUAUCUGAAAAUCGAAGUUUUCGAAAAACAGUGAACGAGUACUGGAUUUCUUUCGAAACAUUCAAAUCAUGAUCGGGUUAACUCAAUCAUAUCAUAAUCAUAAAUUGUUAAAUGCAUGACACAACUGAUGAAAAAAUUUAUUAAAUCAACAGACCUAAUUAAGCAAUAAACUAGAGGUACUUUGUCCCAAUAAAAUUAAAUUUAGAUUUGCUGAUAUCAGAAACACACAUCAUCCGAUCAACUUUUUUGAAAAAACCUACAAUUGAGAUUUAGCAUAAAAUAGAUUCGAAAUCUCACUCUUCUCUCCAGUUUGUAGAGCCUAUCAUCAGAUAUUUCAAAAGGGAGGAGAUCUCCUUUUCAUCGUUCAUUCUCACUUUUAAUUUUCCAAGUAGAAAAUUACCAAAUUUUAUCAGUACCUAAUGUAUGUUAGUAAUAAUUAAUAUGGAUAGAUGGUUACUAUGCCAUGCUCUGUUAGAAAUAUUUGAAUAAAGUCGUACAAAAGGUUGCUUGAACUUCGGCAUCACGUUGUAUUUCAGGUACUAUGAGUAACUAAACUAAUAGUUAUAAAAUCUUAAAAUCAAUUUAUGAUAAAGUAUCAACAUUGAAACAUAACUUUAAUGAUUACUGCAUGCAAUCUUAAACUAUAGUUACCUAUAUUUGCAAUGAGCAUUGAAGAGUAUCAUUAGUUUUCAAUGUAUGUACAUUAAAUUCUUUUAAAAUUUUUUCACAGGAACACACAUAUGAAAAAAUACCAUUACAGAUUAACUACAACAAAAUGUAAUUAUCCAAUGUACCUACUAAAAAAUUAAUGCACGAGUUAAUACAAUAAUUAAUACCAGUUAAUACUAAUAGUGCUCUAGCAUAGAAUAGAAUGAAUUUAAAUUUGUUUGGUAGUUUAAAAUAAUGUUACAUUGGAAAUUGGAAAAGAAAUGCUCUCUAUAAAAUGACUAGUCGUAGUCGUGAGAAAGUGAAUCAUGAACAAAUAAUUUAAGCGUAACUUAUACAGGCUGCUAUGAAACAUGGAGUAAAAAGUGAUUCUAUGUGUUCAAUUAUGAAUAUCAUCAACAAAAUUCGUAUGCAGUAGUGAUUUUUUGUGGAAGAGACGAAUCGAUAAUUCAAAAGAAAAGAUUCAAAUUAUAAAUAUUUAUGCACAUUGGACGUAUUUAUAAAAAUAUUUUGCCACUUAUCUUACAAAUUGAUGUACUGAAAAAUUAUAUGAAAGAAUAUGAAACUCCUCAAUGCCCCGUUGUCUUCUUAAAAUCUUCAACUUUUGAAAAUUGUUAUAUAAAUAAUAUAUGUAUAGAAUGCUUUUAACUUAAGUUCUUGUAUUUAUCAAACCUACUUAUACAUUCUUGAAUAGAAAUAAAUUUAUAAACAAUGAAUAUCCUUUAUUAAUAUUGCAAUAUAGUUAUUGAAAUACUGUUUUUUUAUUCACUUAUUAGUAAGUAGUAAUUUGAAAUACGGGUCUAUUAUGUCCACAGGAAGCGAUUAUUUAUAAAUUAAUUUCCUAAAAUCUAUACACAUGUUAACCAGUUACGGACCAUAUACAUAUUGUUAUGUUCAACUAACAUGUACUAUAAAUAAUAAAUUGUUUUAAUA
This is a messenger RNA of Diorhabda sublineata, 12260 nucleotides long. RefSeq names its product calcium-dependent secretion activator (gene Cadps). Gene Ontology annotation, biological process: synaptic vesicle exocytosis; dense core granule exocytosis. The transcript is spliced from 25 exons. The record is from RefSeq and is a predicted model, not a curated record. The coding region runs from base 168 to 4502 and encodes 1444 amino acids. Lineage: Eukaryota; Metazoa; Arthropoda; Insecta; Coleoptera; Chrysomelidae.